Messenger RNA from Hypoxylon fragiforme, 2730 nucleotides. RefSeq names its product flavin-containing monooxygenase. The record is from RefSeq and is a predicted model, not a curated record. The transcript has 3 exons. Gene Ontology annotation, molecular function: monooxygenase activity; flavin adenine dinucleotide binding. Lineage: Eukaryota; Fungi; Ascomycota; Sordariomycetes; Xylariales; Hypoxylaceae. The coding region runs from base 397 to 2217 and encodes 606 amino acids.
GGACGUAGGUGUCUGUUGUAUUAUUAAAAGUUCAGAUAUCACAUACAUUCAAUUAAGCUUACAAAGAAGCCUAUAAUAGUGGCAGAUGCACGAAUCCAUCGACUUGAAAAUCCUUGUAAUGAUAGGUCAGCCUACUAAGUAUGUUGGGAUGAAUACACGCCCCUUGUCACUUCAGACCCACCAUCCCCGUGAAAUGCGACGCUGCCUGGCUGUCGACUGUCUAUCAUCUAGCUUGUGCUUACGGCCCCACCUUCGACUUGUAAGCAACACGCUUAACGAUGGUGAUAUAAAAGAUGGCGAUGGUUCCAAGCAAUAGCGAUAGCAAUAUGAACCAACCGUACCUGCUCAUCUUUCACGUUCUCUACAAACGCCGUUUACGUAUGAGAACCUCUAAACAUGGACCACAUCACCCAUGUUCCCCUCCCUAAUCUCACGUUUCAGGAUGGAGUGAGCCCUGAAGAUGUCGACGCCGGUCAGAUUGUGGAAAGUUGGAUCUCAAAACUGAACGAUGUCUUCAAGACAAAGUCAUUCGACAAUCUUUCUGAGCUGCUUAUCGAAGACUGCUGGUGGAGGGACAUAGUUGGCCUGACAUGGGACUUCUCAACGAAGCACGGCCAAGCGGCGAUCAGCAAGUAUCUGUCUAACGCUACCAGCCAUCUCUCAAACAUACAGACGGAUAAGUCCACCGGGAUGGAGCCCGCGCUGGUGAAUACCGGUGGUAUGGUUUGGGUACAAGGGGGGUUUACGUUUAGGCAUCCUCAUGGCGAGGGUAAGGGUUUCGUCAGACUGGCAAAUGUGGGGAAAUCUGACUGGAGGGCAUGGAUUGUCUUUACCCAGCUGCUCCAAUUGGACUUCCAAAAGGACCUAGAAGCUAAGCUCAAUGCGAGCCAUGCAUCUGCAGCUCAGGCGCUGGCUGCUACGGAGGAGACCCAGUUGGAUGAGGAUUUGCAAGUCUUGAUCGUGGGCGCAGGUCAGGCAGGAUGCGGACUAGGCGCACGCCUGAAAGCAAUGGGCAUCAACACCCUUCUUGUCGACAAGAGCGCUCGAGUAGGAGAUUCAUGGAGGGAGAGAUACCGCGUCUUCAUGCUCCACACGCCGAAAUACACCGACCACUACCCCUUCCUCAAGACGCCAGAUAACUGGCCGAGGUGGAUCGGCCGAGACAAGGUUGCCGACUUCCUCGAACACUACAGUCAGAUAAUGGACCUCAACGUCCAGCUUAAGACUACUGUAACCAAGGCAGAGUACGAAGCAGAUAAAAGGAGAUACCGCGUCGAGAUAGAAGGGCCAGACGGCGCGAAAAAGAUCCUCACCCCCCGCCACGUCGUCCUCGCCGCCGGCCUCUUCAGCAAGAAGCCCGUGCUCCCGGACAUCCCCGGAAAAGACCUCUUCCGCGGCCAGCUCUACCACUCGCUCUCGCACGACUCCGCAUCCGACAUCGCCGACCUGCCGAACAAGAACGUUGUGAUCAUCGGCUCCGGCCCCAGCGGCCACGACCUCGCCUUCGACUUCGUCACCAACAACGCCAAGUCCGUCUCCCUCGUGCAGCGCAGCCCGACGUUCUCCCUCUCCGCCGACACCGUCGAGCAGACGCUGCUCGCGGGCUGGAACACCCCCGGCGUCGCCCUCGAGGACGCCGACGUCAUCGGCAACUCGCUGCCCACGGCCGUCGUCCGCGCGCUCAGCGUCCCGCUCUCGCACAUGAUGUGCGCGCGCGACCGGGACAUGAUCGACCGGUUGAAAGCCGCCGGGCUCGCCGUGCGCACGGGCGAGAACGGCGUCGGGCUGGCGGAGUUCCAGCUGAUACGCGGUGGGAAGUUCUACGUGGAUCAGGGGGCUAAUCAGAUGAUCAUCGACGGAAGGAUCAAGAUACUGAGAAGCGAGGGCGGGGUGAGGGAGUUCACGGGGAGGGGGGUGGUGUUGGCGGAUGGGAGGGAGGUGGACGCGGACGUGGUUGUGCUGGCGACCGGCCAGCAGAGGGCGCUGCUGAUUGUGAGGGAGAUCAUGGGCGAUGCGGUCGCGGAGAAGGUCGGGGGCUUGCAGUUCAUGGACGUUGAUGAGGAGCAGGAGCGCAAAGGGUUUUGGCGGCCGACGGGGUUGCCGGGGUUCUGGUACAUGAGUGGUGCCUUGAUGUGGUGUCGCCAGUUUUCUCUGUCGCUUGCGCUGCAGAUCGCGGCUGUUGAGAAGGGACUGAAUCCGGCGCAUUACGACCAGUAGGUAACUUGGGAAACAUGGCUGGCUAUCGGUUGCUGGCCUUGCAUGGUAUUGGUAAUGGUGGCUUUAGAAUAUCUACCUGGAGCAUACGUACCUACUUAGGCCUUUACUGGGUAAGUAGGCAUGUAGGAUGGUAAGUAGGCAAGUACAUAUCGGCAAUGGAGUACAUUGGGUUUCACAUCUCUCAAGUGAAUAAUAGGUUCGCUAUAGCGGACGCAACACGUGGCAUUCAGUCACAUCCAUGAGGUUUUUAAGUCGGUGCCUGAGUCAACCCCUAUUAUUUCAGGUCCCACAUUUAUUAGCUAAGAACUAUCUUGUUACCUAGUCAAACCCAUUGAAGCAAAGGAAAGAAAAUAUCAUCUAAUCCUUCCUCUCAGGUACCUACUCUGCGUGUAUUUAUCUGUUUCCGCCAUUAUUGCCAUUGUACCGUCUGUUAUCCAUGAUGUCAGUGAAGUAGUGACCCUCGUGAACUUCUUCACGCAGCUGCCUCCAGGUCAAGCCUGUCCAACAGAUAGC